This is a messenger RNA of Frankliniella occidentalis (western flower thrips), 3719 nucleotides long. It is a transcript of the gene mirr, whose product is annotated as iroquois-class homeodomain protein IRX-2. Gene Ontology annotation, cellular component: nucleus. The record is from RefSeq and is a predicted model, not a curated record. Lineage: Eukaryota; Metazoa; Arthropoda; Insecta; Thysanoptera; Thripidae. Gene Ontology annotation, biological process: regulation of transcription by RNA polymerase II; cell development; neuron differentiation. Gene Ontology annotation, molecular function: DNA-binding transcription factor activity, RNA polymerase II-specific; RNA polymerase II cis-regulatory region sequence-specific DNA binding.
GCUUUCUUGGUUUAAUCUACAUCAUUCACUAUUCUUUUUCCUCCUCCCCUUCUUCUUUUUUCGUCGUCCGACGAAUGAGUGUUGACUAGCGAGGGGGGGACCCUGUCCCCUGCCUGCCCCGUGCUGCCCCGGUGCGCGCUGCGGUGACGGAGCGAGGUGCGAGCCCACAGUAGCAGUCAGUCUACAGUGAGGGGAGCGGGGCCUGUGCUGGGCAUUUCGAGCCGAGCCGAGCCGAGCCGAGCCGAGCCUGCUGAGCGAGCCGGGCUGCCGCCGGCCUCCACCUGCCUCUAACCUCAACCAGUGCUCAGUGACAGUCAGUGAUCGUGCGCGUGUGUGUGUGUGCUUACAGUUGUGGAUGCUUCCUCUCCCAUCGCCGUUGGAAAAAUCGACAGUGCUUCUUUCAUCAUCAGUGCAACAACGGAAGAAAAAAAUUAAAAGUGCAAAUCUGAAAAAAUCUGUGAUUUGUGGUGACAGCAGUGUGACAUCGUGACAGUGUGUGUGCAUCAAGAACAUCACAGUGUUGAAACAUCUUUGUGACGACAAGCCAGUGCAGUGAUUUUGUGGUCGAUAUCAGUGGAUUAAAAGUGCACAAAUAUUGGAUGUACGCGACGACGCAACGUCUGCACUUUUCUCUGGAUACUUCUGCUUAACCGCCCGCUGGAUUCACCAAGCUGCUUGAGGCAUCGCCUGCCGGGCCCUGCCGUGGUUGAUAACGCGGCCGCGCGGCGCCUUUCAAGUGGACAAACAUGACGGACUGCAAUUAACUGAGUGGCCUGCCCGGCCUGAGCGGCCCGCCCCGCCAUGCGCCGCCCCGCCCCGCCGCGGGUGCUGCUGAUUGAUAACAUGGCCGACUUGCCCCGCUGAGCGAGUCGCGCAAAGGCGUGUCAUAUGUGGGCCGCCCCCACACCAUGUCCCAGCUGGCCUUCCGAGGAUCUCCACACAGCCAGCCCCCCGGACCAGUGAGCCCGCCGUCAUCGCUGUCAGCGCCGCGCUCCCCGCUGCCCUCGCCGCCCGUGGAGCGCCCGCCGCCGCCGCUUCACCCUCAAGCGCACCCGCACCCGCUGCUCGGCCUCCAGGGUCUCGGCGCGGCCGGCCUCGGAGGCAUGGCCGUCACCACCAUCACGGGCCCGCCGGCGGCGCGCUCCGCCGCCUCCCCGCCCGACUCUGCGCACUCGGCGUCGUCGCGCUGCUACGACUCGGGCGCCGCGAGCCCCCCGGAGUCCGCUGGCCGGACGGCCGAGGGCCUCGCCGGCCUGCCCGGGGCGCCGCUGCCGCCGCGGCCACCCCCGCCCGGCGGCGCCCCCGGCGGCCGCUGUUGCGACACCGGCCGGCCCAUCUUCACCGACCCCAUCACCGGGCAGACCGUGUGCUCGUGCCAGUACGACCUGCUCAGCUACCAGAGGCUGGCCUCUGCCGGCGCGGGCCUCCCCCUGUCCAUGUACUCGGCGCCCUACCCCGAGGGCAUGGCCGCCUACUUCCCCGCGCUGGGCGCGGACCAGCCGCCCUUCUACUCGACGCCGGGGUACGGCAUGGACCUCAACGGCGCGCGCAGGAAGAACGCGACGAGAGAGACGACGUCGACCCUCAAGGCGUGGCUCAGCGAGCACAAGAAGAACCCCUACCCGACCAAGGGCGAGAAGAUCAUGCUCGCCAUCAUCACCAAGAUGACGCUGACGCAGGUGUCGACGUGGUUCGCCAACGCGAGGCGGCGGCUCAAGAAGGAGAACAAGAUGACCUGGGAGCCGCGGAACAGAGUCGAGGACGACGACGACAACAACAACGACGACGACGACGACCGCGACGAGAAGGCCAACAAGGAUAACUUAGAUUCCAAGGACUCGGGCACGGCGAGCAGCGAGGACGGUGACCGGCCCGCCAACACGAGGCCGGCCGGCGACACGGGGUCCGAGUGGUCCGAGUCCCGGGCGGACUCGGGGCCCGACUCGCCCGAGCUGGUGGCGGAGCGGGACAGGCCGCCCUACCCGCACCCGCUGCACCCGGCCUACCACGGGCUGCCCUUCCCCCCCGGCAGGCUACCGCCGCCGCCGACCACCCCGCCCACCAGCACCACCACGCCGGGCGCGUCGACGCCGGGCAAGCCGAGGAUCUGGUCGCUGGCGGACAUGGCGUCCAAGGACAGCGACGUCCACCACCCCCACCACGGGCCGCCCCCGGGCCACCCUGGUGGCUUCUACCCCAGCCCGGGCAAGCUCAUCUCACCGCUGGCCUCGAGAGGGGUAGGCCCCGUGGGCCUCCCGCACCCCCACCUGCACCCAGCCGCCGCCAUGCACGCGAGUAGCUUCGCGGCGAGAGCGGCGCAGCAGGAGUUCUACCGGUCGUUCUACGGCUCGGGGCACCCCACCAGUGCCGCGCUGCUCGAGACCUACUCCAGGACCUUUGGUGGCGGCGUGCCGUCCAACGGCGCGCCCCCACCGCCCGGGAUGAACCCCGCGCUCUCCUCAGUGCUGUCUAAGGCCGGCAUGGCGGCGGUGGCCGCGGCCGUGUCCGGGGCAGACUCUCACCCGCUCAACGGCAUGGCCAGCCAGGCCUCUGUCAACCCUGGCGCCUCGUCGUCGUCAUCGGCGUCCUCGGGGUCGUCGAUGACGUCGGAGACGAUGCACGCCAAGCUGGCAGCGUCUUCGCCCGUCCCGCUGAGCAAGGCCUGACCCAGGCCUCUGGCUCUGCCCAUUCACCCGGUGGCGCUGCCCGCCAGGCGCCUGUCCCAACAGGCAAACGUGCUGUGAAACUGUAUGGCCCGUAAGUGGCUAAAUGUUCUAGUUACCGAUUUUUAAAGAGAGCGUACCGAAAGGUGCGUUAGAGUAUUUAUUAUGUGAGUUGGGUGGCGGGAGGACUUGGACAGGAACAGAGUGGGGAUCUUUUCGUGUCGAACGCCCCAGCCAGGCGGACACUUCGUGUGAAAGCCCACACAUUUGUGUAACGAUUGGGGGAUUCUUUCAACUGGUUUUUGCACAUUGGAAGCAAGGGGGUUUGUGGGAAAAUAAUUUUAAUUAAUCUGUGUUUCACAAUUAAGGCAUUAUUGGUAAAAUUUCCUGAAAUUUAAAAUUUUGUAAUGUAAAUUGUUGCAGCCACGACACAUACCGUUAAAUUUGUGGCGCAGGGACUAAUUCAAAAGCGAAAGCCAAAGCAUUAGGAUAUGUGGAGGACAAUAAUUGUUUUUUUAACGAAAGUGACUCUAGUGUUGCAAAGUAAACAUUUCGGUAAUGAAUCCAAAGAAAUUUUUGUGCAAAUAUCACAAUUUCCACUGAGUAAAUUAUAUGUUCAAAUUAAUAUAUGAAAAUGAACUGUACAUUACGUGUAGACAUGCAAAUAAGUAAAUCUGUUUUGUAAGUAUUAUUGUAAUCUUUACAAUUAUGAAUGCCUCUCUGCUCUCAUUUGUAUAUCAUUGUUGCUUAAAUAUAUUUAUUUGUGGUUGUUCAGAGUACAACAUUUAUAUAUAAAUUAUGUUUUGUAUUUCACAUAUUUGAAUGUACGUGUUGUAUAUCUCGAACACACUUGUUGUGAUUAGUCUUUUUUUUUUGUUUCACACGAAUGAUCUGCCUUGUUUGAACGGGUGACACGUUGUUUCCCUCUUUGUUGGUCUGUUUUUAUUAUUCUUCGGUACACCCGAUCACCUUUAUGUAAGUAUAUAUGUACUUAUGUGUCAAAGAUGAACGUACAUAGAAUAAACGCAUUAUGAGUGAUGAGAUAUAUCUAUAAAA